AUGCAUCAAGAACGUAAUCAAAUUUUGAGUACAUCUUUUUUAUCAAAAGUAAUUUCCGCUCAUGAACAUCAUGAACAUCAUGAAACGAAUGAAACUGAUAAUGACAAUACCUCACUGGAUCCUAUCGAUGGAAUUCUUUUAACCCAUAUCGUUUUUAUGUUCUUAGCUUUUGCUAUAAUAUUUCCGAUGGGUAUGGUUCUGGGUCUUAGUCGAUCUCGUUGGCAUGUUCCUUUGCAGAUAAUUGGUUCUAUUUUCAUGACAAUCGGCUAUUUUCUUGGACAUGCACAUGGUGGAAGAGAAUUCUCUAGUAAUAAUAUUCAUAGUUUAUUUGCACCUUACCUUAUCUAUAUUCUAAUAUGUCAAGUUGGAGUUGGUGUAUAUCUAAAGCUACAUUUAAAGAUUGGUCCUAACAAAUGGUUUCGACCUUUGUCCUCAAAGUUUCAUAAAAUUCUUGGUAUAUCUAUACUUAUUAUUGGUUACAUACAAAUAGUGUUUGGAGUGAUAACUGUCGCUGGAUGGUGUGGAAAUGGGAAUUUAGAGCAGUGUCUUGCGCAUUUUAUUAUGGGUUCUUCGUUCACAGGAUAUGGUAUUAUAUUAAUUUUGGUGUUAAGACUUGCAUCUGGAUGGUUACAACGCAAAGGAAAAUCUCAAGAUUACUAUGAUAGUUGGAUGAUAAUGGUUUGGGGAGCUGUAAACACUUUCACAGAACAUAGAGGUCCUGUUUGGAGUCACAAAGAUCUACAGCAUACAUCGUUAGGAAUACUAUGGUGGGCUGGAGGUGCUGUCGGCAUUUAUCUUUCCAAAAAUGGCAAAAGAAAUAUAAUGCCAGCUAUUGUGAUUUUAUUUACCGGUUACGCCAUGAGUUCGCAUGCACAACCAUCAGAAAUAUCCACAAAAAUUCAUUCAAUAUUCGGCUAUGUGCUCAUGGGUGCUAGUUUGGCAAGAAUAUUUGAAAUUUGUCUUCUUUUCAUGGGUGCAAAUCCAGAGCAGAUUGCAUUGUUAACACAACUUAACAUUGAUCCAUAUUCAUAUGCAUUGGUUCUUGCGAGUACUGCAUUUCUAAUUUUCCUUUUCCCAAAUCUCUUGAUCGAUUUAUAUUGGCGUUCAGGUCAAAAUGAUGGUGAACCAAUUGGCAAUAACGACAUAAUGGCACAUCUUCCUUUACCUUUAACAGAUCCACAUAUCUCAAGUUCAAAUUCUGAGGAUGAUCAUAGCGUAUUAUUUCAACGCAAAUCUAAUGAUGACGAUUAUGAGUUUCAUAAUUUAUUGGAGUGCAUAUUCAACGAGUGUGAAGAGGUUACCGUUGUUAUAAUAACGGUCAUGGACGUUAUCUGUUAUGAUAACGGUAAUGGACGUUAUGAUAAAGGUCGUGGAUGUUAUGAAAUAGCCACGGACGUUAAAUAA
Scutellospora calospora is the source of this 1404-nucleotide messenger RNA. The record is from the annotation of a GenBank genome assembly. NCBI's taxonomy places the organism in Eukaryota, Fungi, Glomeromycota, Glomeromycetes, Diversisporales, Gigasporaceae.